Marasmius oreades (fairy-ring Marasmius) is the source of this 1742-nucleotide messenger RNA. RefSeq lists its product as uncharacterized. Gene Ontology annotation, molecular function: iron ion binding; oxidoreductase activity, acting on paired donors, with incorporation or reduction of molecular oxygen; monooxygenase activity. The record is from RefSeq and is a predicted model, not a curated record. The transcript has 19 exons. NCBI's taxonomy places the organism in Eukaryota, Fungi, Basidiomycota, Agaricomycetes, Agaricales, Marasmiaceae. Bases 1 to 1638 code for a protein of 545 amino acids.
AUGUUAACUCAAGUCGCUCUCGCAGUCGUAUUCCUCGUACCUCUUUAUUUCAUCUUGAAGAGGGUCUUAUGGCCACAUCCACUCGACAAGCUCCCAGGACCCAAGAGCCCGUCAUGGUGGAAUGGCCAUUUUGACGAGAUAUUUGGGAUCAAAGGGCUUGAUUUCCAUUUCAUGAUGGCGCAGAGGUAUGGUCCUACUUCCUCCUUCAGAACCGUCUACGGUGAACGACAACUUUACACGUUCGACCCCAAGGCCAUGCAUCACAUUUUAGUGAAGGACCAAGGGACUCUAUUUGAAGAAGCACCCUCUUUCGUCGCGACCAAUAAAUUAAUGUUUGGUGGUGGCGUCCUCGGAACUCUCGGAGAGCCGCAUCGAAGGCAGCGCAAGAUGUUGAAUCCCGUGUUUUCGAUUGCUCACAUGCGAGAGAUGGUCCCAAUUUUUUACGAAGUCACUCAUAGGCUUCGAAAGACCCUCACCGCGAAAGUUCAGGAUGGGCCUCAGGAGAUUGAUAUGUUAGCUUGGAUGGGUCGUACCGCACUCGAGCUCAUAGGCCAAUCGGGAUUUGGAUAUUCCUUCGACGAAUUAGCAGACGAAAACCAUGCGCAUCCGUAUGUUAAGGCAAUGAAAGGGAUGGCGCCUCUUUUCUCUCGGGCUCACUUUGCUCGGACGUACAUUCUCCCCUAUAUCUCUAACAUCGGUACACCCGCUAUGCGUAGCUUCAUCGCUCGUUUUCUUCCAUGGAAAGAUUUCCAGGAAGGAAAGGGCAUGGCUGACUACAUGUGGGCGCUAUCUAAAGAGAUAUAUGAGGAAAAGAAGAGCGCUGCAAACCGUCUUGGGAAAGAGCUGAGCGGUAAGGAUAUUCUCAGUGUGCUCGUCGCGGAAAAUGGGAAGGCAUCAGAAGAAGAUCGCCUUAAAGACGAUGAGCUAACUGCCCAGAUGUCGACCUUGAUCUUUGCAGCAAUGGAUACUACCUCGAGCGCGCUCUCUCGUAUUCUCUUGCUACUAGCAUCCCACCCAGAAGUCCAAGCGAAGCUUAGAGAAGAACUCAAUGACGCGUUUCAGGAUGGCGAUAUCCCAUACGAUCAGCUAGUGUCCUUGCCGUACCUUGACGCUAUUGCACGGGAGACUCUGAGAGUAUAUCCACCCGUUCACCGGCUUCUGCGAACAACCCUGAAGGACGCUAUUCUUCCUCUCUCGAACCCAGUCACCUGCACAGACGGAACCGUGGUCAAUGAGAUAGCUCUGCCACGAAAUACGGACAUAUUCAUUUCGCUCGUGAAUUCGAAUAGAAACAAGGCCCUCUGGGGGGACGAUGCGGAUGAAUGGAAGCCUGAAAGAUGGCUAUCACCUUUGCCGAAGGACGUGGUCGAUGCUAAGAUUCCGGGAGUGUACUCGCAUCUGAUGACCUUUAACGCUGGAGGACGCUCGUGCAUUGGAUUCAAGUUUUCGCAGCUCGAGAUGAAAGUGGUCCUUUCCCUUCUCAUCCAAAGCUUUGAAUUUUCGGAUGCUGGCAAAGAGAUCUUUUGGCGGUCCACUGGUGUUACAUCACCCGUUGUGGUAGACUCUAAGUUGGGAGACCUCGCAAGCGAUCUUCCCGGGAUGCCAUUGAUUGUUAAACUCGUUGACAGGAAUUUGUAGAGGUUAAGCACCUUUAACGCGUCAACAGCAAUUAAUCGUAGUUGCUUGGUAUAAUCACUAUCUGUAUCGAUCCGCUUCCACUACUAGCAAAGGUCCACCCUGGG